AUUUCACAUAAGUCAAUUAAAAUUUUAUUUGGAAAUAAUUAUUGUUCACGAUUAUAAUAAUGUACGAUAAAUACUAAUUAAGGUGCUUAUUCACCUUGUCCACGAAAUCUGUACGAGGUAUGCACUCAUGAUCAAUCUUUAGAAAAAAAUUAUUUAACUUUAUGUCAGUAAGUCACCCUAUAUCAGAAGACAACAAAUCCGUUCUCUGAUGCAAUUUGAAAAGAUAUCAGUCGUUGAAAUUCGGCCUACUGAUCACAAGAUUAGUUUCUUCACUUGCUUGAAAAUUCUCAGAUCUUGGUCUCGACCUUUAGAUUACUGACGAUCAUUGGAGAUUGUUGAAGGUUACCAAGAGUGUGAGACAAAGGAGGACAGUCGUUCGUGAAUCAAAUAUGUUGACAGUUAUUGUCCAUAAAAGAUAAUGUAGAUCACCAUGAACAUGUAUUGUUCUCGUGUGCAUUAUAAAAUAAUGUAAGGUGUUACUCAUGUAAAAUCAAAACGUCCUUCAUUGUCGUUCAGUAGUUUGCAUCCUAUUUUUACAGAAUAUGAGAUAAUUCAUGGAAGUACCCUUCGACGGAAAUUUCAAUCACAUUACUACCAUCAGUAGCUGAAUAAAGGUAUGAAAUCAGGGUCAGAAUAAUUCAAGGCAAUUGACACUUAAGUACAACACGAUUGAUUAUUCAAUAAUUGCUUUAACGAUUAACAAUCUUAGUAACUCAAUUCUCAUAUUUAUUAAAAAAAAUCAUAUUUCGUUAGUGGUGCAUAUACCAGAACAAAUAACGGUAAGCGAACCCAAUGAAAAGUAUUUCGACGUAAUACGAGAAGUAUCUUACAAAUUGAUCACGUCCAGAAGUAAUAGUAUACUAACACACUAAAAACCUUUUAGUAGUUAAGUAAGCGCUUCACCAUGUCAACGUUACGCUAAUCAUGUAGAAUUCUAGGAUUGAGAAUUUAUUCCUAUUUUGUAUGUAAUUAAGAGGUCAAACUAGGAAUUGCUUUUGAAGUCCAUUGAAGAAGAGAAAUAGUAUUAGUAAAUGAAUUUAAAAAUAUGCCGUCGUAGCUGUCAGAUUUGAAAGCAGUUCAAUAGGAAUUACAGUUAUGGUUAUUCAUGUAGAUAGACAGCUAUUAUAACCUAAACUAUUGAUCAUUGUGAAAAUUGGGAUUUAAAAGUGACCAUCUCUAUGGUACAUGUAACUGUAAGAUCACUUAUUCAUUUGACUUUAAAUCAGUAUAUACGAAUGCCAGUUAUCUGUUGGCUAUUUUCUAAACUAAAUUGCUCAUUCUAGCAUGCAUUUUUAUUCUCUACGAUGUGUUAAAACCGAACUAACAAAUAUUUUAUUGUAUUCGUGAGUCGACAGAUGAAUUCACAAGUUCGACUACUUAUUUUCACCAAUUCUUCAAAGUUUUUAAAUAUGCACUGGACUGCAAUAAUCACUUAGAAUAUACUGAAUAUAAGCGAUGCAUAUUUUUAUCCAUUGGAUUAUCAUGCAUCAUAUCUUAUCGUCGUCGCCACCAUGUUAUGUGUUUUUUCUAUGUAUUUGAAUCGUGUAUCAUUAAAUACUAGUGGAUUAUUUUUGUGUAAAUGUUAUUCCAAUUAGAACUAGUGAACUAUACUGGAUCAGUAUCUACAAAAUGAUAGUGCGUUGUUAAAAAUCAAACCAAAUACCUUAUUCUAUGCAUUUUUACUAACUUGGAUGUUAUCCAAAUACCUGACUUUAGACCACAGAUUAAAGUUACAUUCAAUCCCCUUCAAAAUGUCUGACCAACUAUACAACUCUCAUCUAAUCGGUAUUUUCCAUAGUAUGAAUCACAAAACAGGAUGGUAUUUACAAUUGUUUGGCAUACGUUUAAGUUAUCGGGUUCGGUGUUGCGGGUAGGUAUUCGAUCACCACUGAAGUCGGCGAUCUUUUUGCUAAAAAGUGGGUGGUCUACAAUAAAUAAAAUGAUGCAAAACCUUCAUGAACUGAAACCCAGUAAUAAUCACCUAGAGUUACUUUCGUUCAAAACUUAAAUUUGCGCUCAACUGAGUCGAUAAAAUUCUACAUAAAGAUUAGUUCUGGUGUUUAGCCUAAAAUAUUUACUCGACUCGUUCAUUUACAAUUCGACUCGCUAACUUAAGUAUUUGGUACCUGUUUUACAUUUCGUUUCAGUUUUGAAUCAAACGAUUCGUCCAGUUCUGAUUUCAAAAUUGAACGAAAUUUAUUAAAUUCUUAUUUAAGACGACUUGGUGGUUCAAUUUUAACAAAUAGUUUAUCUUCACCCAAUACAGAAUCAAUCUUGUCAACUAAUUCUAGUUCGUUUUUAUUUGAGCAAUCGAGUUGUGGUCAUACAACGAAUUAUACUACGUGUAAUACAUUACAAACACCGGAAAAAAUGUUUUCUGAUUCUUAUCCUAUGACACCUGAGUCAAGAUUUGAUGAUCACGGAAGUGUUGAGUUUACGGACAUUACUACUACUAGUAGUAAUAAUAAUAGUAGUAGUCAUGAAUUAUUUAAUCAUGAACAACAAUUAACACUAAACAAUAAUGAUAUAUUGAAUCAUCACUGUGAUGAAGAUGAUGAUGAACAGAUUUGUUCUGACUUGCAAAAUUCACCUGUUUCUGGUCAUUUGAAAUCUUGUGCAUAUGAGUAAGUAACAAAUGAAUUAUUUCUUUUGUUGUUGUACAUGUUCCCAUAAUUUUUAUCUUUGUAAUGUUUUUUUUGACAAAUAAGUCUGUGAAACAAUACAUCCUCUGUUAAUGCUGUUUAAAAUCAACGAGUAUUUAAGCCAUUAUUUUUGUUGUCCUGUUUCUUAAAGGGGAAGUUAAGGCUUGUUCAUUUCAUAUCCUCAUGUUAAUAGUAUUACUUGCAAAUACAACUAGAACUUUCAUCAUAUCGGCAUGUGAAUUGAUGUAAUCUGUAUAAAGGAUCAUCGUGUUAAUGUGUAUCGGUGUACUUUUGGAUAUUAUGUAAUCGAUGUAAACUAUGGUUGAAAAGCAUCCAUGGUUUAUUCGAUAAACACCACUUAGACACUAAAUUUACAUUAGAAAACAAGUCAAACUACGAAUUUUAUUUCGAGAUAUGUUGAUCACCAGAACUAACACAUGAAACUAGAAACUGAAUGGAAUCGAAAGCCAACCUACCCUGAUUAAAUCGUGAGCUACAAAACUGGUUAUGUACGAAGCCUUCUCGAAUUAAUAAAGGUAAAUUACGCCUGAUCUGUGGGAGGAUUAUUGAUAUUUUUGUCUUUCAGAUUCGAGGCUGGGAUGGUAAGAAAUGGUUUAUAACUCAGGAAUAGAUUCUAAUAGUGUUGGAUUCUAUUAGCUUUGAAUAUGCGACCUUACCGGAAGUCUGACUGUAUAUACAAAUAUAUCCUAAUAUACUCUUCAAACUCAUUAUCAAUCACGAACUCAUCUGGAAGAACAAACGGAUGGAUUACAUUGUCCUACACAGAAAAUAUAUCAGAGUCUAUAAUCAGAUUAAUUGAGGUAUUUUAAAAUUGAUUUAUGUAAUAAGUCAACAUAAUCUCUAUUCUAAUAUUAUAAAAUCCGAAGAAUGAACAAUGAAGACAAAUUGUUUAUUGGAGGGAAGGGACAUUCGUCAUCAAUUCUUUUUACCAAGAAUGUAUAUUCUCGCUUAGCGUUUAGUCAGAAAUUACGAAUUACUAAAUAUCUGGACUUAAUUAUAUCUAUUUACUAUCUUUCUUCUUGUUAGUAAUCCACUGGAACAACUCCCAUCACCAAUGACUACAGAUAUACUUUUUGAAUUAUGGAAUAGUGUUGUGGAAGAUACUUCUGGGCAAUCAAUGCUAACUACUAAUACCGUCACCACUACUGGUUCUACUAAUCUUGAUUCGUCUAACGCAACUCUGUACAAUAAUAACCACCAUGAUAUAUCCAUUACAAAUCCAAAUGAUUUAUCAAAUUUUUACUCAGUUCAAAGUAUGAUUUGUUGUUCAGUGUUUGCCUAUUUAUUAUUUUUUUCGUGUGUGUAAUCUUUUCGUUUUCGAAACUACUUCAUCAUAUUAUUGAAGUUUGAAAUGCGUUAGGUCAACAAGUUGUAUAGAUUGUCAGGUCCUGAAACAUGCCGUUUUUUUACCAGUAGUUUGCCAUUUUUGUCAUGAAAAGGGAGGUAACACGCUAUAUUUAUGUAAGAACAGAAGUUGCAAUUCAAUUAAUCCAUCUGCUAAUUGGUUAGAACUAGAUAGGUGGGAAGAAGUAUGUUGAUAGAAAUCAAUCAUAGAAUGAAACAAAUUACAAUCGUUGAUAUUCAGUUAACUAUUUAAAGCAUAACUAUAUAUACUCUCAGUAGUAUCGAUCAUCAUGAAUAAUAAACUGGGAAAAUGCCCUAUUUGUCUUAUUUUUCUGAACUCUGUCUAAUCCAAAAGGAAGGGUUGGCUUGUUUGAUUAUGUUUACAACUAUGUGUUUUCACGUAAGACGAUAAAAUACGGAAUUUCAAAACAUUAGCAAACUGAAAAGAGGACGUUUUAAACAGCGUUAAAGUAAGAGCAAUAUAGUUUGACAGUGAUAUGUUAGCCAAUUUUUUCGGUUGUAAAACGGUCAUAUUUAAAAGGUCUUUUGAGGACUUAUUCAUGAUUUUCAUCUCUAAAGUUUCACCAAUUUAUUCCAUAGAUGUUCAACUGUUGUUUAUAGGAUUAAUCAUGCCCUUUGGAAUGCGAGUGUGCAUGAGCGUUUUUCGGUGUUAUGAAAGACAGUAUUUAAUUAAUAAGGCUGUCUUGAGAAACACUUUAAUAAACAACGUUUUCGUACUUUAAGUAUGGAAUAUAGUUCCCAUGACUUUUGAGAUGGUUAAGAAAAGGAGAGAUUGUUAAAUUUUUCGUGAUACUUCAUAAUAAAAAUCAACUGUGUUUAAAUAACUAUGUCGAUUGUUGAUUGUAUAAUUUGUUCUCUUAUCGUGUUACUGUUUUAUUAUAAAUAUGCCUAUAACAGGUAAUAAUAAUACAAUGAAUUUUACAGAUGCAUCAUAUCAUACAGUUAGAAAUACAACUGAUAACUAUAAAAGUAGUGGGAAUAACACUACUUCAUUGUCUUGUUCUUUUAUUUCUUCCUCUCCCGUUAUUACGUCCACGACUACUACUACUACUACCACCACUUCUACUGCUAAUACUACUCCAUCUCCUAUUCCCGCUUCUCCUCCUGCUGCCUUGAUGAGAUCAAUAGCUUGUAGUACUGUUUCUCCGACUACUACUGUUCAAUCGAAUAUCAAUUAUCCAUCAAUGGACAGAGAUCAAUUGCCCGUUCAGUUAUCGGAUAGUUUAGGAAGAAUACCUGUUAUUAACGUAAGGUGUAAUUGUUGUGUGAAUUUUAUAGUAAUGUAUUCCCUCUUUUUUGUGUAGUUUCGUUGUUGUUGAGUACAUCGUUAACUAGUUGAACGUUGUAAACAUUUGAGAUGAUAGUCUUUUUUAAACAUGCUACUAAACCGUACCUAGUAUCAUUUUAAUCAUUAUAGAUUUUGAUUAAAAUUUCCACUCUCCUUGUUUGGUUAUCAAACUUGGAAUGAUAUUUGAAGAAUAAUUGAGUUGAAAAAGCUCCUGGUAAUGAGAACAGUGUCUUUAUGUAGAGAAUAAACGUGCUUAAUUACUCGGAGUUUUAGAUAUGUAUACUUUGAUAUGCCUCUUCUCCCUCUUCCCUGAGAAUUCCAAGUUAGGAGUUGCCUUAUGAUAGAGUUUUCCACAAAAUGUAUCCUAUCCUUUUACAGUAUCUUUUUGUAAUUUUCUUCUCAACUGGUGGCUGGUGUACUCUCUACCGCAGUAGACUAUUUCUGAUGGUCUCUGGUUGAUUGAUCUCGAGUAUUGUGCUUAGAUAGCUGUUUAUAAGUAUCUGUACUUUUUCAAUGAUGUUGGUGGUAGUUUUGUGGUAUAGGUAUAAGUAAUAUGUAACACCAGUCGGAAGUGGAAUGCCUGUCAGCAGAAGAUUGAAUUGGAGAGAGCAGAAAGCGAAAUAGAGGAAUUGGAAUGACAACCGAAUUCAAAGAAUGAAGAAGUAUGUACAGGACAACUCAAGGAAGAUGUGCAAAUAGUGUAUUUAAUAUACGAUUUUCAUAUUUUACGAGAGUACUGUGUAAUUUUGCAUGUAAUAAGAAAUUGGUUUGCCCCACCUGAACUCUCGUUUACUAAAGUUCUUUAAGUUUCAAUAGAACUGUCCCAACAUUUGUGUCGAAUAUUUCGACUUUGGUGUUGGGUGAUAGUUCAUUUGGUUUGCAUAUGUUCUUUUCUUUUAAGAAUAGGGAGAGAGUAGACAGCCUUGUCUGAUACCAAAAUUCACUUGAGAUGCAUUUGUGAGCUUUCCUCCAUUAAUUGCCUUGCAAUUCAGUUUCUUGUACGAGUUCCGUAUGAUGGUGACGAUCCUCUUAGGCACUCCACAUUGUCGAGGGAGAUUCAUCACUUUUCGCUAUGCAUCCUGUCGAAUAUUUCCCAACAGUUGAGAAAGUUGAUGAAUAGAGGUGAGUUUCAUCCCAUUGAUCAACAAUGAUUUGGAUUGUUGUGAUUUGUUUGGCAAAUGAUCUAUUCAGCCAGUCGUUCCCGAAGUUUUCAUUUGGUUUAACAAAAACAUUGAUAGCUUCACGUGGCACUAACAGUGGUGCUAUACCUCUGUUGUUCUCUUACUAAGAUUUCGUGUCCUCGGUGUCUUGAUGAGGUAUCUCUGUUUCCAGUUUGUCGGUAUUUGUUCUUCCUCGUAAAUCUUUCUAAAGAGAACAUGGAACAUCUUAGCAGUUGCCUCCAUAUCUGAGUUCAGUGCCUCAAAUAGUAUGCUGUGUGGACCUGCUGCUUUAGCAUUCUUGUCUUGUUUGAUGACCUGCUGAUUUCUUCCAUCAUCAGUUUGGUAACACUUAUAGGGUGGUUUGUGUGUGCUGCUUCGAUGUUAAUUGUGUAUAGUGGAGCUGGUUUAUUCAAGAGUUCUUUAAAGUGUUCCAAUUACCUGUUCUACUACUUUUGAAUCUCAGUGAUUGGUUUCCCUUCUUUGUUUUUUUCUCGAAUCUUGUACAGACUGUCUACAGAGAUCUAUAGUUUCCGCUGGUGAUUCAUGGGUAUCAGCACCUGGCAUGUUGUAUUUAUUCCUCCAUUAUCCCCUUCUAUUUGGUCCUCAUUGUGCUCCCCUGUUCCAGUAGAUUUUGUAAGACUUGGAAAGGGUUGCUGGGGGCUACGUUCAAUUCACUGAUCUUGUUAACAGUUCGAGGGAAAGAUUUUUUUACUAACUUUUGUGAUGCUGUUUGUCUAACUGUACAACAGUUAGUUUGCUUUAGUUUUAGCUUAGUCACCACCAGCUUUAUCAACUUUUAUAUUUGUUAUUACGUCUUCCGUGGACCAUGAACCUUCUGGACGUUUUAUUAGUGCAAAUGGGGUUGACCUAUUUUUCUUUAGUGUGGUCCGGUGGAACUCUUAGCUCCGUGCAUGCGUUUGUGGGGGAAGCUGUUCCACCUAUAACCAUGUUGUUGAAAGCACAUAGAUUUAUCAUUCUCUCAUCAUUCUCGUUCCUUUUCCCUAGUUCACAUUACCCUAUGAUAUCUUCUUACCCCGAUGUUAUCCAUCACGACCUUGACGUAUAGAUUCCCCACUGGCGUGAUCAGAUCUCUUCUUGGACAUCUCUUUGCGAUGGACACCAGCCUCUCACGAACUGAUCUUCGUCUGCGCUGCCAUCAUUGGUGGCAUUCAUUGUAACUUCUCAAAUAUUUGUUUUAGAGAAUAUUUUGAUAGUCCUGGAUAUAUGAGAUUCCCAGCCCUGAGCACUUUUCGUGCUUUUUUUGGAGCGAAUCGGUACAAUCUUUUGUAUGUGUGAGGUACUUUCUUCAUAAUCAGAAUAAGACAGAGCGUCUCCCGAAUUUAUUAUUUUGUGUCCAAUGAGUUUCAUGUAUUCCAAGCAGAGCAAUAUUGUAUUUUCUCAUUUCCAUUUCUACUUCAAUGGUCUUCCUGGUCCAACACAUUUUGAGAACAUUCCAUGUAUCUCUAUUGAUUGUUGUUCUGAUUGUCAGAAUAGACAUGGUCCUCGUGAUUUUCAAAGAAUAUCAGCUUUCAUCAUAAGACGUUAUAACUCUUCCAUAUGAAGAACCUUGAACACCCAGAUCAGAGUCUAGAUGGGAUCAUUAGUUUAUUCUGGUUAGCAUAUUUUUGGUGAUCUUCUGUUUUACAAGAUGGAGUUCUUAAUGCCAUAAAGAACUUUCCUCCUUGGGGUCGGCAAUAAUUCUAAAAGUGCUCUAGGAGGAGUUUAAUUACAUUACUAGCUGAUAAUCAUCUAUUUAUAUUAUUUUUUCAUAUAUUAUCAUUUAUGCAAUUAGAUCCCUUUAUGAAUUUAAAUAAAGCCCGAACAAACAUGGAUGCAAAAUAAUAUGAAUUCAUCGAUGGUGGAGAUUUGUAGCUCAGGUGGAUGAAUUCAUUAUAUUUCGUGGUUUCUCAUCAGCUGCUUAUAACCAGAUAUAUGUUAAAAUUUUACAUUGAGCAUCGUUCAUCGCCAUCUAAUUUACAAUCUAAUAAUUUUCUACAUUAUCCAACUUUUAAUUCUCAAACAUGUAUCCCGUCAUCCAAUUCAUUAACUCCCACUACUGCUUCUACUACUAUGUUCAAUAAUCAUGGAAAUGAAAUGAAUCCUCAAUCCCAUCCGUUAUUAUGGUCUAAUUUAUCUCAUGCAGCAGAUAGAAUUUUAUCUGUCAAGAAAAGUGGUUCAUCAAAUGUGUUCAGUACUACUACUGAUCAUAUUAAUACUAAUGGUAAACGUGUCGGAUUUCUACAUUGUACUGAUAAAUCAUCAUCUCACUUAUGUUCAAUGAUAAAUUUCGGGUCGACUUCACAAAAUCAUAUACGGCAACCAACUACAGAAUUUCUAACGGAUAUUUUAUUGACAUCGUCGUCAUCAUCAUCGUCAUUCAAUAAUAAUCCCAGCUUAAGUGUUGCUGAAUUAAUGGAUACAACAACAACGACAACAACCAAUACAGAUUUUUCAUCGAUUUUAUCAUUUCCUGUUUCAUUAAAUUUAAACUGGUCAAUAGGUACUUAAUUGCACAGGUUGUAAUGAUGACAGUGAUGAGACCUAUUCUUUCUGUUAUGCUUGUUGUUGUCACCUUAUUAAUGUCCAAUCAAAUUCACAUUUAAUUGAGUUCAAACCAAUGAUGUCUUUCAAUGAGUUUAUUUACUUACAUCCAUGUGAUUCUGAUACUCUCUCUUUCUCGGUUUCUCUUUAUGUGUAUUUGUCAUUCGAGAGUACAUUCGUAAUAUGUUUUUAUUUUUAUAGUUACAUUACAAAUAACAACUCUAUAUUAUUUUGGCUUGAAUUAGUUGUUUCACGUUAUUCUUCUCUCUUCCCCUUAUCCUUCGUAAUUUUUCUUUUUAUUAUGACAGUUGAAAUAUCUUUAUUUAUCUAUAGGAAUAUAUAUCAACAUUUGAAUGUAAAUGCUACACAUUAAUUUAUCAAUGAGUCUUUUGAAUCAAUUUUAUUUAAACAUUUUGAUCUCAAUAAAUGCUGAUUGUUAUUUCUGCUUCAAUAGGUAUAUUUAUUUAUUGUACAUUUUAGUGCUUACAUCUUGUAUAAAAUCAAUAAAAUAUACCAUAUUGUUAACGAUUCCACAAACUUGUCGCUAUUAUAAUUUACACUAUUUAUCUUUUUGCUCUAAGUUUUGUACAUGUCUAUAAUGUGAAUAAUAGUUAUGAUUAGAAUUGUUAUUUUCGUGCCUUAUCGAAUUAUCAGCUUAUAUCCAUCUAUCUAUUUAAUCUCUGUGUAUAUGAAACUUUAUUGUGAAUGUUUAAGGUAUUUCUUUUUUUCCUGUUUCUACCGCCUUUACUGUUCUCAUUGUUCAAAAUUUCGAUACUUAAAGCAUCUCCGUUGGCAGUUGUUCAGAUUGGUUAUAAGAUUGAAAGGAAGAGAAAGAUAAGGGUCGGUACAAAAUUCCUUGUUCAUAUGUUAUUUUACUUGAUCUUAAUUAUAACAAUAGUGAUUUUUGUUUGUAGGAAAAAAAGAACCACUUCAGCCCCAUACUUGUUUGUAUUUAUGUAUAUUCAAUUGUUUAGUGUUAGCAUCAAUAUUAAUAGUAAUAAUAUUGUAAUUUACUUAGACUAACCAUUAUUUUCCUAAAUAUAUCUUGUUUCCCUUUAUUUUCAUUUUGUUACCUAUUCAAAAUUGUACUUUUACGACAGCUUGUUUCUGGUUGGCGCAACUAAUCAACAAGUAUAUGUUUGCGAAAAAGAACGCACACUAACGAAUUGCAUCAUACACUAUUUUCAAUUAAAAAUACACCCAACGUAUGUAAUACUUUCUUGUUAUUUUAAUAAUAUGAUACUUUAUCCUGUUUUAGUGAUUUACUGCAUCACUUCAGAAUUAUGUACAAAAUCAGUAUUUUAUAAACUGGUCCAGUAAAAUUAUUAUUUGUCAUUCCUACAACUUUUUCUCCUACGUGUAUGUAUAUAUGUGUGUUUUUCACACUAAAAGUGUAUAACGACUACCUCUUUUCACUUUUUUUGCAUCCAUUUAAAUUGUUUGCUUUCAGUGAAUGUAUGAACUGAAAACAAGCUUACAUUAAAUCACAAUAGAUGAUAGGGUCAUUCAAAGUAAUCUGAUAUUUUACUUUGAAUUGCUUUCAAGAAAAUGUUUCUUCUUUUUCAUUGUGUAAUAUGUUAGCUAUGAGUUUCAGAUAAUGUCCGUUUAAUUUGAACAAGUCCUAUUAAGUUAUUGGAGAUAAUCGACAGGAAGGUCUGAGCUUGGGUUUCAUGUUCGUUGGAAUUCAUCGUCCACAAGGCCAGCCAAACUGGUUAAAAUAUAUUCAUUCAACUGCUUGGUUAGGUCUUCAACUCUAAUUCUUACAUAGCGGAGUUUUAUAAUAAACCGAUUACAUAAUCUUAGCUUAGAAUUUGCCUUUACAUCUGUGUAGCUUCUAAGUAAUUACUACUUUAGAGGAAGCAUUGCUUAAUUGAUCAACCAACAUUAAUUUUGUAUUGAUUUGAUUAUUAACUGUAAAGCUUAUACUAUUCGUAAAGAGCCUUGAUGAGGAACUGAUUAAAAAUAUAUUUCUUUACUCAACUUCCGUUUUUAGAGGUUUAUUUAGGUGAGAAAGUAACCACCAAAGUAUUAAGUCUUCUC
Schistosoma haematobium is the source of this 11057-nucleotide messenger RNA. RefSeq names its product kinase mkl1 MAPK-like protein, variant 4. The record is from RefSeq and is a predicted model, not a curated record. Bases 8358 to 8984 code for a protein of 208 amino acids. The transcript is spliced from 2 exons. NCBI's taxonomy places the organism in Eukaryota, Metazoa, Platyhelminthes, Trematoda, Strigeidida, Schistosomatidae.